CAGUAAGCCACAUUACCUGUUCUGUUUUAUCGUAGACGGCGACCAAUCAAAUGUUGUUAAGUGUCCCACUUUCAUGACGUCAUUAUUUCCACGUUGGAAGUUGGGAAGAAAUGUCAUGUCGCUUUUUAUUUUGUAAACCAAUGUUUGUAAAUUAUAAAUCAAUUAUUAUGUUGUAAAUGCAGUAAAAAGCAUUAAUAAUUCUUAGGUGUGUGUUAAAACCAUUGAAAAUGUGCCUGUAAUAGGAUCAGUUAGUUACGAUGACCUCAAUGUGGAUCUUGUCAGAUCAAAAUGACUCUUUACAAUGACGAUGUGAAUAGGAUCCUGGAUUAUCUUACAAGAAAUGACCACGAGCUUCAACAAGUGAAUAAGAACCCUGUUAAAAUGGAUAAUUUUCAACAGGACGGCCUAAUGUCGGACUCCUGGCCGACAUCCGAUGACCUGCUGGAGAACAUAUUCUCCUUGGAGCAGGGAUCGCUUAACUUCCUCGAGGAUGCUAUACCGGACUUCAACCUGUGCGAGAAUGUGUCGCAACCCUCGGAGGCCAUCAGCAGCUCUUGUUCGGACAGCGGACUCUCCAGUGACCCGGCUGAGUUUGACUUCGAACAGCAACUUUCUCCAUUCCUGAUACAAAACUCUUGCGAUGAAGACCCUGGGACAUCCCCCGUUGGCCUGGAGCCGACCAGCCCCGGCAAUGUCCAGGAUGUCAUCAUCCAGGACACCAGCGAUGUCUCCAACUCCUCAACUGAGGUCGUCGAUGACACAUUCGACAUGUUGAACUUCGAACAAAAUGUUGUUCCCGGAUUCCUCAACAAAAAUACAUUCCAAAGUCCUGGUAAAGGCAACAGAAAGCGGCGUCUCUCCCAAACCCCACAAGUAGCGGUACAACCAAAAGUCCAGAAGCCCACGAUCAGAAUCCCGGCAAGUUCGACCACCACGCCGAAACCCCAGUUGGUGGUGAAGGCACAGCCCCAAAAGCCGGUCAAAGUGGCUAACAUCCAAGUAUUGAACCCCCAAACUAAGGUGUACUCCAAGCCCGUUGAAAGCGUAGCCCCGCAAAGACGAGUGAUCCGCGUUGCUCCAAUGGCCGGCAACCCUCGUUCUAUUCUCCUUCCAGUUACAAUAAAAGACAUGAAAGACCUGAAGUCUAUCAAGAUCAUCAACGCUGCGGACUUGAAGAACGCUUCCAACAUCAAAUUGGCUGCCGCUAAUCUUUUAUCUCAGAGCAAACUGCACGACUUGAAGGUUGAGGCCCGCGACUAUGACUACGAACACAAUGGAAACAACUGCGAUGACUCAGGUAGUGAACGCAGCGACGAUGAGGAUGACCACAAAGACACUGUGCCAGACGGAAAGAACGGAUAUCCCCGUCUCGUUCUAACAGCCGAGGAGCGACGAUUGUUGGCGAAGGAGGGCAUCACACUACCCACCAGCUACCCUCUUACGAAGCACGAAGAGAGAGAGUUGAAAAGGAUUCGGCGUAAAAUCAGAAAUAAGAUCUCAGCCCAAGAUUCCCGUAAGAGAAAGAAGGAGUAUGUUGAUGGGCUUGAAGACAGAGUAAAACAAUGCACGGCGGAAAACCAGACGCUUAUUAGGAGGAUAAAGAUUCUUCAGUCACAGAAUCAGUCGCUGUCGGCGCAACUGAAGAGGUUACAGAAUGUCCUAACAGGCGUGACGGGUGGCUCCACGAAUAAAUCAGCGCAGCCAGCUACCUGUCUCUUAGUGCUGUUGCUCUCAGUAGCUCUGGUGGCCUUACCGUCAAUGCGCGAGGAGGUCAGACCUAGAGCAUCUGACACGCCCGCCAACUCGCCCGCCGUCACACGAGCGCUUCUCUCCGCUUCCAAAAUGGCGCUCGAUGAGACAGUCAUAGAUGACGGGGAGUUCAACAUGGACGAACUGAUCACAUUCAACCGCCCACACUCGGACCACGACUACCAGGUCGUGAAGAACACACAGACGCACAAGGUGCUCGCCGGAGGAUACGUGGACUUGCCCAUCGAUGAGGACUGGCCCCCCAACCUAAAGAAACGCAUGAAAAAGAACGAUCUCGACUACAACGACGGAGAAUACAUGCCACCCAUCGUCAAGGAAGAGAACUAUGGCCACUAUUACAAAAUAGAUACAAAGUUCAAAACUGAAGACGAUACAGACGUGAACAUCAACGACAACAAAGGCUUCCUCACCAAUACACUGAUAUCCACGGGCCGCAAGCUCGGAGAACUAUUCGACCUGCUCCCAACACCCGUCAAGACCGAUGACCUCGUCAUCGAGGAGAUCUCCGACCACGACUCCAGGAAUACCACUGACGUUAAAAGCUUCGUAGUCAACGGCACCAUGAGCGAUUUCUAGAUAAUCAGAUUCUAUAUUUUUAUUUCUUUAUUAUUCCUUGUUAUUUCCUUUCAGAUAACUAUUUUACUAUUAUUUUACACAGAAAUGUAUUUUUACUAUUAUAUAGUUUGAAUGAAAUUAUUCCUCGCGAGUAGUUGGUCCGGUAUUUGAAUGUGUGCGUUUGUUUAGUGUAAUGGUCGUGAUGCGCCGACUCACUGCAAGAGUCACGUCGACUACCCUUGGAAUUAAUUAGCAUCUAGUUAUACAUAAUAAUUAUGUUUAUGAUAGUGAGAACGCUAUGGAUUUUAUUUAGUUUUAAGUAUUAUUCUAACGUAAAGUACCUUCGAGAAGUUUCUGAGAAUGAAAGUUGUUGAAUAUUUAUUUGAGAAAUCAAAAUUAAUAUAUUAUUAAAUCAAGUUAUAUUUUUAUUUACGAAUCAGAAAGUUAGGAAGUUUAGUAUAAGUUGUUUACUAAGCAUUUUCUGUUAUUACUUGGUGCAAUUAUAUUAGUAACUGAGUUGUCAGUUUUAGCUAGAAUUUGAUUUUAAGUACUUCAAUUUUGCAUUAGGUAGAUAUAGCUCGUUUUACCUACUUACCAUAUAAGCGUAUAAACAAAUGAACUACAAUGAUGAAUUAAGCUGGUUCGAAUAAAUUGUGUAAGAA
Messenger RNA from Spodoptera exigua (beet armyworm), 2987 nucleotides. The record is from the annotation of a GenBank genome assembly. NCBI's taxonomy places the organism in Eukaryota, Metazoa, Arthropoda, Insecta, Lepidoptera, Noctuidae.